AUGGUUCCAACAGACUAUACAUCGGCGGCUCUCUUUAUGACGGUUCUUGUUACUCUGACCGAGGGAUCUAAGGAUGCUGGACAAGCUGGUGUACAAGGGCUCAUCACAUCUAUGCAAAAUCAAAUCUCAUUUAUGGCCAAAUCUCAGGAGGAUCAGACACCAAAUGAACUAAAUAAGAUGGUGCCAACUCUUUUAAUGUCGACCUUUAAUCUGGCCUCAGUAAGAUCAUUAUCUUUCUUCCCUUUUACUUUUUUCUAA
Molecule: messenger RNA, 258 nt
Organism: Protopolystoma xenopodis
Lineage: Eukaryota; Metazoa; Platyhelminthes; Monogenea; Polystomatidea; Polystomatidae
Source: the annotation of a GenBank genome assembly